GUGCUGUGCGCACGUCGCUAAACGUCGUUGAGCAAAGAACGCGAAAUUUGACUAUCCCGUAAACUUAAACAACAAAAUUUCUUGGAACACAUGUUUAUUGAUUUAUAAAUAUUAGAAACAAUUUUGUUAAAUUAAGUGAUCAACCAGCGAUGGAAUACAUAACAAUUUGAAAACUUUUUAGAUAAGGCGGUGGCAGCUACAAAUAUUGCGUCUCGAUGUGCGGCCGAGGGUGGCGCCGCACGGGGCAGCAUGCUGGCGCAUCUUCUACUACUUAGCACCGCCCUCGCGGCUGUCACCAGCGGCAAGCACGGAGGUGUGGACGCCCCGGAGUUCGGCGAGCCUCUCACCAACCUGACGGUUCCCAUCGGGCGCGACGCGACCUUCAAAUGUAUUGUCGUCAAUUUAGGCAAUUAUCGGGUGGGCUGGGUGAAGGCGGAUACAAAGGCGAUACAGGCGAUACACGAGCACGUCAUCACGCACAACCACCGCGUCUCCGUGUCACACAGCGACCACUUCACCUGGUACCUGCACAUCAAGAACGUGCAGGAGGAGGACCGCGGACAAUACAUGUGUCAGAUUAACACGGAUCCUAUGAAGAGUCAAAUGGGAUUCCUAGAAGUGGUAAUACCACCUGAUUUUAUUCCUGAAGAAACAUCAGGUGACACUAUGGUACCAGAAGGAGGUACCGCGCGGGUGUCAUGCAAGGCGAGAGGGAUACCACCACCGCGGGUCAUGUGGAAACGAGAAGACGGACAGGAAAUUGUUGUGAGAGAUCAAAAUGGAUCGAAAACUAAAGUACUGUCUUUCCAAGGCGAGGUUUUAAAGUUGUCGAAAAUUUCCCGAUCUGAAAUGGGAACAUACUUAUGCAUUGCAAGCAACGGGAUACCGCCAACAGUUAGCAAGAGGAUUCAUAUCAGCGUACAUUUUCAUCCAGUGAUCCAGGUGCCCAAUCAGCUCGUAGGCGCACCUCUGGGUACUGACGUCACUCUUGAAUGCUACGUCGAAUCCUCUCCAAAGUCUAUCAAUUACUGGGUUAAGGAUCCAGGUGAGCUGAUUAUACCAUCUGAGCACCACGAGAUGACGGUGCGACAGAAGUCCAUGUUCGAAGCGGAAAUGUCUAUGACCAUUAAAAAUAUACGACGGGAGGACUUAGGCAGUUAUAUUUGCGUAGCCAAGAAUUCUCUUGGUGAUGUUGAAAGCAAGAUUCGUUUAUAUGAAAUACCGGGUAAUGACAGACAUGUGUACCAAUAUCCAGAUGAGAGGACAACAUCCGAUGACGAGUAUGGAACGGAAAUAUACGACGAUGAAGACAUUCCGAAUAACAAUGAUAAUGAGAAAAGCAAUCGAGUGCCGGACCGCGCCAACAAAUGGUACUCGAACGAUGGCAAAAUUGUUAUAACUACUAAUAAUGGAGCGUCUACUAUGUUUACCGCAACAUUAACUGUAACUAUCGUCUUCCUACUUCCUACAUUUAUUUAAACGACUAUCUGAUAAUACAAACUCAUGCUAACAUUUAUUAUGUUUUAUUAUAACUACUAUUUACAUGCAUAUUAGUAUCCCAAUGUAUAAAAAAUAUUAUGUAAAUAAGACGCUCACAUGUUUAAAACUGGAGACAUAGUUUAUUCCCCCUUAGCUUUGUCAGCAUCAAAUGCGCUUUCCUAUUGAUCUCGUCUAUUACUCUAACCAAAGGAUGCGUACUAUAAACAUUGUAUGGUUGUCUUUAUUAUUUACAAAUAAAAUAAAAGGGAUGCCAAAUGAUUUUUGUACAGUUACUACUGUCGAAACUCACGAUUAGAGAAAAAAGGCAUGGUGAAUGGGAAAGCGUAAUCUUUGAAUGCCAACUUAUUUUUCGACUGUCACUUUUUUUUCAUGUCAGAUUAAUAAUUUUUUUUAAUAACAUCACAAAUACAA
This is a messenger RNA of Papilio xuthus (Asian swallowtail), 1911 nucleotides long. RefSeq names its product lachesin. The record is from RefSeq and is a predicted model, not a curated record. The transcript is spliced from 9 exons. Lineage: Eukaryota; Metazoa; Arthropoda; Insecta; Lepidoptera; Papilionidae. Gene Ontology annotation, cellular component: neuron projection. The coding region runs from base 250 to 1479 and encodes 409 amino acids.